This is a messenger RNA of Pipistrellus kuhlii (Kuhl's pipistrelle), 2292 nucleotides long. It is a transcript of the gene DFFB, whose product is annotated as DNA fragmentation factor subunit beta. Gene Ontology annotation, cellular component: cytoplasm; nucleus. The coding region runs from base 1 to 1287 and encodes 428 amino acids. The record is from RefSeq and is a predicted model, not a curated record. Gene Ontology annotation, molecular function: DNA endonuclease activity. Gene Ontology annotation, biological process: apoptotic process; apoptotic DNA fragmentation. Lineage: Eukaryota; Metazoa; Chordata; Mammalia; Chiroptera; Vespertilionidae. The transcript is spliced from 8 exons.
AUGGAGGGCCGCCGGACCUCGGCGUCCACACGACCUCCGCGCCUUCGGCGGGCUCAGGCAGCGCCGCCUCCGCCGCCCCGACUCGCAGCGGCGGCGCCCAGCGCCCGGGCCGCGGCCGCCGCUCUCAUGACAACCAGCCGGUUCAGGGAGUGGCGCGCUGCCUUCCUUUGCGCGGAGUCCACCGGGAGCCGGCCCGACGCGGGGUGCGGACUCCCUGAGCAGCGGGCCGAGCAGGUGCUGCCCGCGGGGCCGGAGGCCCUGAAGAUGUCUGGGUCCCGGAAGCCCAAGACGUUCAAGCUGCGGGCUUUGCACAGCCAGCAGAAGUUUGGGAUCGCGGGGAGGAGCUGCCAGGAGGUGCUGCGGAAGGGGUGCCAACGCUUCCAGGUGCCCGUGCCCGGCUCCCGGCUGUGCCUCUGGGAGGAUGGCGCGGAGCUGACCGCAGACUGCUUCUGGAGCGUCCCUGACAACGCGGAGCUUGUGCUGCUCACCGAGGGCCAGGCCUGGCAGGGCUACGUGAGUGACAUCAGUCGCUUCCUCAGCGUGUUCCACAGGCCGCACGUGGGAGUCAUCCAGGCCGCCCGGCAGCUGCUGGCCGACGAGCAGGCACCGCUGCGGCAGAAGCUGCUGGCCGACCUCCUGCACACGGUCAGCGAGAACAUCGUGGCCGAGACCAGGGCCGAGGACCCGCCCUGGUUCGAAGGUCUGGAGGCGCGGUUUAGGAACAAGUCGGCCUACCUGAGGUUCAGCUGUGCGAGCAGGAUCCGGACCUACCUGAGAGAGGUGAGCUCGCACGCGUCCGCGGUGGGUGCGCAGGCUCGGGAGGAGUACACGCGGGCCGUGGACGCCAUGGCCCAGAAGCUCAGGGCCGCGCAGUACAACGGCAGCUACUUCGACAGGAGCACCAAGGCCGGCGGCCGGCUCUGCACGCCCGAAGGCUGGUUCUCCUGCCAGGGUCCUUUCGACAUGGCCGACUGUGCGUCCAGACACUCCAUCAACCCCUACGGGAGCCGUGAGAGCCGGGUGCUCUUCAGCACGUGGAACCUGGACCACAUAAUAGAGAAGAAGCGCACGGUGAUCCCCGCGCUGGCGGAGGCGGUGGGCGAGCCGGCCGGGCGGCAGGUGGACUGGGAGUACUUCUACAGCCUGCUCUUCACCCGCGACAACCUCAAGCUGGUGCACGUGGCCUGCCACAAGAAGACCACCCACAGGCUGCGCUGCGACCCGCGCAGGAUCUACAGGCCCCAGGCCAAGCUCACGAGGAGGAAGGCUGUGCGCAAGCGCCCGUGACGCGGGCCGCGGCCUGGUGCGGGCGCAAUUUUAACGGGUGCUGUUUUUGCCACUGCGACAGCUUCUGGAAAACACGUUCACAGGCUCCCUGCAGACUUCUGGUCUCAGCACGUUUCAGCUCGCGUAUCCUGCGCCUGCGAGCUGUGGACACCAGGGCCUAGGGCCUGGUCAGCAGGUCAGGGACCGGAGUACUUGGACUUUACCCACCCUGCUUGCUUGGUGGCACAGCUGCCACGCUGAAUGGCGUCAUGGCCGAAGCCGCCACCCUUUGCCUGAGGGACAGCUCUGCCGGGUCUCCAUUCCCCAGACCGAAGCUCCGUCCUCUGGAUUCUUCCAAAUGCCGGGAUCCUGACCUUUUCGGGGUGAAAUGCUCACACCCACAAGCAGCAUAGGGGUGCUUGCUGCUGUGCCAUUACGGCCUGAAGCGGCCUCCACGCCUGUUGGGGGUGUGGUGAUCGUGGCACUGCACUCAGCCCAGAUCCCUGGCUUCUAGGCUAGCAGUCGGGUAUUGCUGAUCUCACGGUUCAACCUGCCGCAUACCGAGGCCACACUGUGCAGCAGCGCAGGUGUGUGACACGGAGCUGCCUGUUAAAUCACGGCGAGUGGCCUACGCUAAGGCCAUGAGUGUGACACACGUGCUGGUGUGAGGCAGCUCGUCUGCACAGCUGUAAUCCUGGGGACAGCGUGGGUGCGACGGUUACAGAGGACUCAUGUUCUAAGCGUGUUUGACAACAGUCGGCCCUCAUAGCUUCGCGCCGCAGUUGGAAUCCCCGGAUGUGGAGGGCCGUCUUCCUCAUUUUAUAUCAGGGCCUGAGCAUCUUCAGGUUUUUGGUAUUGGGGUGGGGGCUCCUGGGCCAGUCUCCCGCGGGGACCGAGAAACAACUAUACUUGAAUUUUUAAAAUGAGCAUUUAUUUCAGAAUUUUAAAAAUUUAGUUUUUUACCUUUUGUAACAUUUGAAUUUUUACACUUGUUAUAGAACCAGGAAAAGCAAUAAAGGUUUUUCA